AAUUCAGUGUCAUCCGGAAUGCAGCGAUGAGUUCGAUCACGCCAUGGCCUGCGACACCCUCCUCCCUCUUCACUUUCUCUUCUUCUUCUACUUCCUCCUCCUCUUCUUCUUCUCCCUCCAAAUUCUCCAAAUGCCAAUUCUAUCCUUCCUCAUCUUCUCUUCACCUCGUCUGCCGAUGCCAGAACGUCUCCAACGACCUCCAAUUCGUCCUCCAUGAUGCCCUCGACGCUUCUGGGGUCGACACCACCCAUGCCAGAGCAGCGAGAGAUGGUUUCUGCACUCAAAUUCGCCGGUUGUCGAGCAUAGAGAGGGAGACGAGUAUCUGUAUUAAUAGAGGGGUUGAUCUGGCGAAAACUGCUCUUCACAUUGCGGCAGAAGAUGAUUGGCUUAUCUCUCACUCUUCGGUGCCUCUCCCAAUUGAUUCGUUUAUUCAGAGACUGGAUGACCUUUCCAUGGAUUACUGUUCGCAUAACAGUUCGCUUUUCAAAUUGUCGCCGGAGGCUUUCCUGGGCAGUCUGGAGAAGUACUUGUACGGUCACAAGGUAUGUGGUUGUCUUGGUUUUUACAGUGUUUGAACUAGGCUGCUGGUA
This is a messenger RNA of Nelumbo nucifera (sacred lotus), 590 nucleotides long. Lineage: Eukaryota; Viridiplantae; Streptophyta; Magnoliopsida; Proteales; Nelumbonaceae. The record is from RefSeq and is a predicted model, not a curated record.